UUAUAAGCAGUACUUGAGGAGGCGAGAGGGGAACUGGCAGGGAGAGAGAGGGGGAGAGACCAGAAGUUGGAUGGCGCUUUCCUUUGUCGCCGUAUCUCUGCGCACACAAACAGCUGCCAAGCGUCUCCGUGAUCCGUGAAAUUACACCGUCUGCCGUCGUUUUACGCCGUAGUGGCUCUACCGUGUCAUCCAACAAACGAUCUGCAGCCCCUGUGGGCAAGAUGAUGGAGGAAUCGGUGACCACAUUUGAGACGCAUCUGACUGCCGUCAUGGACAGCCUGAUCCGCGCCUCGGUGUGUGAGAUCACCAAACUCUUCCAGGAGACGGUGAACGACUACCUGGUGGAGCUGUCCCUCAACAGGAAGGAGAACGAGGCUCUCAAACUGCGGCUGAGGCUCACCGAGAGCAAGCUGAGAACCGAGCGCAAGUACGGCAUGGGCUGGGCUGCCAACCGCCGCAACGCCGGGCUGGUGGCGGCCGCGGCGGCAGCAGCGGAGGAGGAAGCUGGAGGGAGGCAGAAACGAAAACUUGACGUGACCCGAGGCAAGUCAAAAAAGGGCCCAGCAGCAGCCUAUGGCAAAGCCUGGCCUGGAGGUGUGUGGGAGGAAGGUGGAGGUGGUGGCGGUGGUGGAGGAGGAGGUGGAGGAGGAGGAGGAGGAGGAAGUGGAGCAACCGUGGGCAUGGUAGCAGGAGGAAGAGGGGGGAAGGAGGCCAAAGAUAUGUACCACAUCCAGUUCCCCCGGGAUGAAGAAGACGAGGGAGGGAUGGUGGAGGAAGAGGAAGGGGAGGGCAGCCUCAGCGGUGAGGGGGAGGAGAAGGCCAACAUCAAAGAGGAGUUUCCCCAAACAGAGGGUUAUCAGCCUGCUUCUCUCCGGCUAAUCAAGGAGGCUUUGAAGAUGCAUCCGCCCAACCAGAACCUCAACUCUGGCUCCAGAGCCCCAAGUGAAGGAGAUCUGUCAGAUCGUCCCCCGACUCUUCAUCCAGGGGAGAGAGAAGAGGAGACCUGGAAGGUGGGCUCAGCAGAAGCAUCGGAGGGGGGGAUGACCGUGGAUGAGCUGAGGGGCCUGGAGUCUGCAUUAAGAGCCGAAAGAGGUCGUGAGCAGGCUUCUCAACAUGACUCAGAGGUGGUGCGUGGGACUGAGAUCAGCUUGGCCCCUAAGUACAUUGGUCUCGAUGGAAUGGAGCAGGAUGGAGAGCUGGAGCCUCAGCCACCCACUCUGCACAAAGAGGACCAGAUAGGACAAGGCAGGGUGAAGGAGGGCGAGAGGUUGGGAGUGGCUGGAGGAGUGGAGCUGAGGUUAGGCUGGUCCAAGAAGUUAAGAGAGGGCGAUUCAGUUGCGGUUAUGCCUGUAGAGGAUGUGGUGGAGCAUGGAGAGUCAGAGCCUCCACCCCACCUGUCUGCUCCAGGGAGUGUUUGGGAGAGCGCAGGGGAAGAGGAGGGCGGCGGAGACCUGCUCCACUUUUGCCCACAGUGUGGAGGAGGCUUCACUUCAGAGGGUGAAUUGGAGGAGCAUCCAUGUCCACUAGGUGGCGCCCAUUUACAGAGCAGUGGAGCAGAGGACGCUCUUUUCCCUUGUGCUCACUGCGGCAACACAUUCAGCCAUUCCUGGGCUCUUAAGAACCACGAGUGUGCCUGCGCUGCUGAGCGGCCGCACUGCUGCGAGAUCUGCGGGAAGCGCUUUACACACUCACGGUCGCUAGAGCGCCAUCAUCUGGUGCACACGGGUGAGAGGCCGCACCGUUGCCAGCACUGUGGGCGCAGCUUUAGUCGUCUGGGUAAUUUGGAACGGCACCAGCGGAUCCACACGGGCGAACGUCCGUACGGCUGUGAAGCAUGCGGAAAGCGCUUCAGUCGUGUGGAGUACCUAAAGAGACACCAGCUCAUACACAACAGUGAAAAAGCAACACUCCAGUGCUCCAACUGUGGAAGGGGCUUUAGUGAUGUGGAGCAACUGAAGAACCAUCAGUGUUUUUAGAGCCUUCACAUUAAAUUCUUAAAAGAAAGAACUGUUAUUUUUUUUUUUUUAUCUGGUUGUGGUAGAAUUUAGCUGAUGAAUGUGACUGUUACAAUUUUGUGUCUUUCUCAGUGAUUAUCUUUAAGAUAACAAAGCACAUAUAUAGAAGAUCUUGGUUGAGUAAAUUAUGAAGUCAAAUUUAUAAAUUUCCUGUACUGGAAGAGAAAUAGAGUCAGUCUCUGCCAUCCAGCCAUUUUAUAACUGGAUGUUUUGUCAUUUGUAUGUACGUACACAGCUGCGACUUAUUUAUAAUGAUGAAUACAUUAUUCAUUUUUACCUCUUUAUCAGUAUGAUAAAGCUGAUGGCCUUUUUUUUGGAUGAUAUGACUGGCAGUUUGGUAUUUUGUAUGUUUGUGUUUUCGUCACA
Messenger RNA from Archocentrus centrarchus (flier cichlid), 2381 nucleotides. RefSeq names its product zinc finger and SCAN domain-containing protein 21. The coding region runs from base 222 to 1976 and encodes 584 amino acids. The transcript is spliced from 5 exons. The record is from RefSeq and is a predicted model, not a curated record. Gene Ontology annotation, biological process: regulation of DNA-templated transcription. NCBI's taxonomy places the organism in Eukaryota, Metazoa, Chordata, Actinopteri, Cichliformes, Cichlidae. Gene Ontology annotation, molecular function: DNA-binding transcription factor activity, RNA polymerase II-specific; RNA polymerase II cis-regulatory region sequence-specific DNA binding.